This is a messenger RNA of Acanthisitta chloris (rifleman), 870 nucleotides long. RefSeq names its product 2-oxoglutarate and iron-dependent oxygenase domain containing 2 (gene OGFOD2). The annotation marks the transcript as partial. NCBI's taxonomy places the organism in Eukaryota, Metazoa, Chordata, Aves, Passeriformes, Acanthisittidae. The record is from RefSeq and is a predicted model, not a curated record. Gene Ontology annotation, molecular function: iron ion binding; L-ascorbic acid binding; oxidoreductase activity, acting on paired donors, with incorporation or reduction of molecular oxygen. The transcript has 5 exons.
AUUGAGGCAGAAGUGCAGAGAAGGAAACAGUUAAUCCACCAGUCAGUGGAGCGCAGAGCCAUCAUCUCUGAGUGCUACAGACCAAAACACCCAGAGGUGUACACCCUGCAGGAUUCCUUCCUGACCCCAGACUUUCUGGAGAUCGUGAGGUACUGCACAUCACCAGAUGCUCAUCUCCAGGGCCUCCUGCACUACCUUGAGUCCUUCUCAGAUAAGAGGAUCUAUCGACUCCCAGUGUUCACAGAGGAGUUCUGCCAGACCUUUGUGGAUGAGCUGGAGAACUUUGAGCAGUCUGAUAUGCCUAAAGGCAGGCCCAACACUAUGAAUAACUAUGGGGUGUUGCUGAAUGAGCUUGGGAUGGAUGAAACCUUCCUCACUCCCCUGCGUGAGCAAUACUUGCAGCCCAUCACAGCCCUGCUCUACCCUGACCUGGGGGGAGCCUGUCUGGACAGCCACAAAGCAUUUGUGGUCAAAUACUCCCUGAAUGAAGAUCUGGAUCUCAGCUCUCACUAUGACAAUGCAGAAGUCACCUUAAAUGUUUCACUGGGAAAAGACUUCACAGAAGGCAACUUGUACUUUGGGGAGUUUAACCAGGAUCCCACUCCUGUGCCGAAGUACAUAGAGGUGGAACACGUGGGAGCUCAGGGGCUGCUACACCGAGGAGGACAGAUCCAUGGGGCACUUCCCAUUGCCUCUGGGGAACGCUGGAACCUCAUCAUCUGGAUGAGAUCAUCUUCCAUCCGCAACCAGCUCUGCCCCAUGUGCAACAAGAAGCCUGAGCUGGUGGAAGCAGAGGGGUUUGGGGAUGGGUUCACAGAGAGCCUUGAGGAGGAUGAGCCUGAGACUGUGAAUGUCUGUGCCUUGUGGUAG